AUGGUGCUGGGGGAGUGGGGCUGGGCUGACCGCACUGUCAUCACUGGCAACGCCACUGUGGCUCAUGGCUCAUCGACCUCCGACUCUGCCACACUAGCUCUUGCGGUGGACAGGGGACCGUUCAUGGCAGUAGGGAUAUGCAUUGAGAACACAGCAGGGCCACGUGGCAAGCAGGCAGUGGCUCUCGAGAUCUCCGCCGACCGCUCCGCCGUCUACGACUCUGCAAUCACGGGCCACCAGGACACGCUCUGUGUGGACGCCGGGCGGCAGUACUACAAAAACUGUUACAUCUCGGGGUUCACGGAUUUCAUCUCUGGAGAUGCCGCGGUUCUGAUUGACCAAUCGACGGUGGAGAUGCGCUCGGGGAAAUCGACAGCUGUGAUCACGGCAUCCGGGAGGGAAACUAAUACCCCCACGGGGAUUGUGAUUCGCGGGUGUAAUGUGACGGCGGGGGAUGGGGUGAAGGAGGGCUCGUUUGGGCGGCCGUGGAAGAAUUGUUCGCGGGUCGUGAUGAUCGGCAAUUACCUUCCAAAGGUGAGCACCAACCCAUGA
Messenger RNA from Closterium sp. Yama58-4, 552 nucleotides. Lineage: Eukaryota; Viridiplantae; Streptophyta; Zygnematophyceae; Desmidiales; Closteriaceae. The record is from the annotation of a GenBank genome assembly.